Mucor velutinosus is the source of this 1674-nucleotide messenger RNA. RefSeq lists its product as uncharacterized. The transcript is spliced from 9 exons. Lineage: Eukaryota; Fungi; Mucoromycota; Mucoromycetes; Mucorales; Mucoraceae. Gene Ontology annotation, biological process: protein dephosphorylation. The record is from RefSeq and is a predicted model, not a curated record. Gene Ontology annotation, molecular function: calcium ion binding; protein phosphatase regulator activity. Bases 1 to 1674 code for a protein of 557 amino acids. Gene Ontology annotation, cellular component: protein phosphatase type 2A complex.
AUGGCCAUCCCGAUAUUCUACCCACAGAAAGCAUCCACGGCACGUCAACAUGACACACAGACACUUGAAACAAUUGCAGCCGUGAAACACAUCUAUGAUAAUCGCCCCUAUUUAACAGAAUUACAAUUCAUACCAGUGUUAAAAGCGUGCGGACUGCCACGCUACAUGAAUAUGGCAUUCUUUCGUAAACUGGAAGCCAUUGGAAAUGUAGAUCAACUAGUGCCUCUUGCAGCAUUUGUAGAAGGAUAUAUACAGGUUCAACAAGACCGACUGGAUGAUACCUCUCUCUUCUUCAGCAUUCUUAAAAAAUCAAACAGUGCCUGGAUUUCACCAGAGGACUUUCUACCCGUGUUGGAAGAUGUUGUAUUGAACCAUCCAGGACUCAAGUUUCUAGGAGACAAUCCCAUGUUUCAGGAACGAUACAUUGAAACAGUGAUUAGUAGGCUGUACUAUGAUGGCAGGUGUGCUUCUGGUAGAAUGAGUCUAUCCCACUUUCGCAAGAGCAAUUUCACGCAAAUGAUACAGAAUCUUGGGCCCUAUGUCGAUCUCAACAAUACUCUUGAUUGCUUUUCAUACAAGCACUUUUAUGUAUUGUACUGCAAAUUCUGGGUGCUGGACGAAGAUCAUGAUCUGAUAAUUUCCGAAAGCGAUCUUGCAAACUACAAUGAUGGGCUGCUCUCCCAGAGGCUUACAAGACAAAUCAUGCAACACGGACGCAUUCCUGCAUUUGCAAGUGACAGCACACGCAUGGCGAACAGUCAAGCAAGGACAUUGACAUACAUUGACUAUAUUUGGUUUCUGAUGUCUGAAACGGAUAAAAGCACGCCUAUGGCCAUUGAAUACUGGUUUCGAUGUAUGGACGAUGACGGAGAUGGUAUCAUCACAACGUUUGAUUUGGAGGAAUACUGGGAAGAGCAGGAGAAAAAACUGUAUGAGACGAUAGACGGCUAUACUGAAGACAUUAUAUGCUUUGAUGAUUUGAUAUGCCAAUUGAACGACUUGAUAAGGCCGCAAAUACCGGGGCAGUUCCGACUCAGCGACUUGAAACGAAAUGGUAUUAUUGCUGAGCGGUUCUUUGAUACAUUUCUCAACAUUGAAAAGUUUCAAAUUCACGAUACAUAUCAAGGGUUAAUUCGAGCAAAUCAGCAAUUGGAGAGGGAGAAAAAGAGGCAGUAUGACAUGGAGAAGCAAAAGUGGAUGGGGUUGCAGCAGCAUUUCAUGAUGGGUCAUGGUGGUCCAAAUGAGCCAUCACCACCUCCUCCUCAGCCAUUGGAGCCUGAAGAGCCAUUUUCGCUUGGUGCAUGGUGUGAUUAUGCAGAGCAAGAAUACGAUCUGCUGUUACUCAAUGAACAGUGUAGUAACGAGUCUAUUGAUUCAGACUGGUCAUUGCAGCCGCAACAGCCCCACAGCCAUCAGCAGCUUACUGCCGCGGCAGACAGCGAUCAUAGCAGUGACGAUGGCGAUGAUGAAGUAGAUGAAGAUGUUGAAUCACCGAACCAUAGCAACUGCAGUAGUGUCACUGAUGAAAGCAGCAGUGGCAGUAGUACACCUACGACUCCUGUUAUGCAACAUGAACAUGACCAUAAACAUCCAAGCCUACAGCAAGCACAACCAUCACAGCAACAACAGCAACAACAACAACAACAACAAAAUUGGGAUCUGGCAUCUUACUAG